Penicillium alfredii is the source of this 684-nucleotide messenger RNA. RefSeq names its product F1F0 ATP synthase subunit 5. Gene Ontology annotation, biological process: proton motive force-driven mitochondrial ATP synthesis. The record is from RefSeq and is a predicted model, not a curated record. Gene Ontology annotation, cellular component: membrane. Gene Ontology annotation, molecular function: proton-transporting ATP synthase activity, rotational mechanism. The transcript is spliced from 4 exons. NCBI's taxonomy places the organism in Eukaryota, Fungi, Ascomycota, Eurotiomycetes, Eurotiales, Aspergillaceae. Bases 1 to 684 code for a protein of 227 amino acids.
AUGAUGUCCGCUCGUGUCGCCCGCUCCGGCCUGCGUGCCGCCCAGCAGUUCUCCGUUCCUCGCACGGCCGCCGUCAAUGGCCUCAGGACCUAUGCCACCCCGACCCAGGAAGUCCGCCCCCCGGUCGCCCUGUUCGGUGUUGAUGGCACCUACGCCACUGCCCUGUACACCGCCUCCACCAAGUCCGCUGCCCUCGACCAGACCGCCAGGUCCAUCGCUACCCUCGGCGAGACCAUCAAGGCCGACAAGAAGCUGACCGCCAUCCUCGGUGCCCCGACCCUGACCAACGCCGACAAGCAGUCGAUCGUCCAGGAGCUACAGAAGGUUGCCGGUGGCGACAAGGCCGACGUCCUGAAGAACUUCCUCACCACUCUGGCUGAGAACAACCGCCUCGGCACCCUCGCCGGUGUCUGCGAGAAGUUCGCGACCCUGAUGGGUGCUCACCGUGGCGAGAUCGACUUGAACAUCACCAGCGCCCAGGAGCUGGACAGCAAGACCAUCUCUCGUCUCGAGAAGGCUGUCUCCAAGUCCGAGUACAGCCAGGGCAAGAAGCUCAAGGUUGUCACCAAGGUCAACCCCGACCUGGUUGGUGGCCUCGUCGUCGAGAUUGGCGACCGCACCAUUGACCUCAGCGUGUCCUCCAAGAUCGCCAAGAUGAACAAGGCUCUUACCGAUGCUUUGUAA